Arachis ipaensis is the source of this 869-nucleotide messenger RNA. The record is from RefSeq and is a predicted model, not a curated record. Lineage: Eukaryota; Viridiplantae; Streptophyta; Magnoliopsida; Fabales; Fabaceae.
CUCUAAAUAUCAGGAAUCUGACCCACACCGUCCCUCAAAACCCUAGUAUUCUAUAUAAACGGCUCACCACCUCUCUUCUCCUCCUCCGAGUCUCUCACCACUCUCUACUUCCCAUAAUUAUAAUAAAAUUGUUCUGAUCGUAUUCGAUUUCUUUGUUCGUAGAUCAAUCAACAACUGCAACCAUGUUGGUUUACCAGGAUCUUCUUACAGGUGAUGAGCUUCUCUCUGACUCAUUCCCUUACAAGGAAAUUGAGAAUGGAAUUUUGUGGGAAGUGGAAGGAAAGUGGGUUAUUCAAGGAGCAAUCAAUGUAGAUAUUGGUGCUAACCCAUCUGCGGAAGGUGGAGAAGAGGAUGAGAGUGUCGAUGAUCAAGCUGUUAAAGUUGUUGAUAUUGUCGAUACUUUUAGGCUUCAGGAGCAACCAGCUUUUGAUAAGAAACAGUUUGUUACUUACAUGAAGAGAUACAUCAAGUUGCUGACAGCCAAAUUAGAGCCAGAACAGCAAGAACACUUCAAGAAGAACAUUGAGGGAGCAACUAAGUUCCUCCUCUCAAAGCUUAGUGACCUUCAAUUUUUUGUUGGGGAGAGCAUGCACGAUGAUGGAAGCCUGGUGUUUGCAUAUUACAAAGAAGGUGCAACUGAUCCAACUUUUCUCUACUUUGCCCAUGGAUUGAAGGAAAUCAAGUGUUAAAGCACCUGGUUUCAAGGCUUUGUUUGGUUGCGGUCACAUUAGUUAUAUGAUGCUAUGAUAUGCUAUUUGAGCGGGGAAAACUACUCUUAAUUUAGUCCUUUGUGUUUUUGGAUUUUGGUAUUUUGUUGUAAUCGACAUUGAGUUUAUUGUUAUAAGAUUUGUUUUGAAGGUUGCUUUUUA